AUGAAACUUGCCAAAAAACUCAUUUACUCUUCACUUUUCUUAGGUUUAAUUCUAUUACUUUAGAACUUCGAAGCAUCUGAAUCCACUUUGGAUGUCAAAACAUAAAAAGAGGAGGCUUGUACAGAAGAUCUUGUAGUAACUUAAUCAGAAAGGGAUAGUGCAUAAUAAAUACUCGAUAAUCUCUACGAUACAAAUAUCAGAAGUGAUGUUACAAAGGCUGUUAAUGAGCAAAAUGCAGACAUCAACUUGGUCAUGAAUCUGUUAAGAUAUAUAAUCCCAUGGGCGAUAUUUUUGAUCAUAUCUAUAUUUGGUUGGAUUUUCUAUUGUUGCUAUUGUUGUUGUGAUAAAAAAUGUCCACCAUCGAAAUGUUGCAAGAGAGACUAUGAACAUGACAAACUAUCCAAAAUGGAACUCUAUGUUCCAGUUGGUUUUGCUCUAAUCUUGAAUUUAUUGUUGUUCGCAGCAUCAAUAGCAGGAUUAUCCUAUUCUGGUGACGUAGAAAAAGGUAUGAAGUCUGCUCGUUGUUCCUUGAUAUCAUUGUUUUAUGAUAUUGUAUAUGGAAAUUCAGAAGGAGCCUUUCCCGGUUUAUCUGGUCUUGCAGAUAGUAUCGAUUCUAUAAAUACUGAGAUAUCGGACUUUUAAAAAUAACUAAAAACUACAUUUUCUGGUAAGACAUCGAAAACAAUCAAUCAAAAAAAGACUGAUGUGAUCACAGCCAAUAAUAACAUGAAAAGAGGAGCAACCAAUGCAGCAUUGCCAGUUUUAGAUGGUGGAGCUGAGAGUUACUUGUCUUCACAAAACUUUUUUGACUAUAUUUUGAUGGCUUCAUCAGAUUCAUAAGCCUCUACCUAUACUUCAAAUUACAAUAGUUUGGCGUCAACAUACAAAGACUAUUUAAAAUGUACUCCUUAACCAGAUGCUUUGUCUUCAUAUUAUGAUGGAAUGAUUGAAACAUCAGUGCAAUUGGAAGAUUAUGCUAGUGAUAUCUCAGGAGAUUCCUUUGAUACUAGUACUUUAGAAAGUGGAAGUAGUACAAUUGACGGAUUUAUAAACGAUAUUAAUGAUGCCAGCACAACUCUUUAUGACAAUACUAAAGUCUUAGAAAAUGCUGGAACCUAUGCAUCCUUGGCUCUUAAUGUAUUAUUUGGUGUAGGAUUGGGUCUAAGCAUAGUAUCAAUUUGCUCUAUCAUUUUGAUUGUUUUAUUGAAGAUCUAUAAAGUAAGAGGAUUACUUCACUUUACUUGGUGCAUUUAUGUCAUUUUGAUGAUCUUAUGCUUCUUGAUAGCUCUCCUAUUACAUCCAUCUUCUGUGAUAUUUGCUGAAGUCUGCUAUUAUCUUGACUCAUUUGUCAAUGACUAUGAAUUUUAUUAACAGACCGAUUUCAUCGAUGCAGGAGAAACUAAGGAGAUUAUAUCUUCCUGUUUCUUCCCUGAUUCAGCCAAAUCUCUAUUCGAAGUCAUGGACUUAUCCUCAGCUACUGAUCCUUUGGUUAAUUUUAAAGAAUAAAUCUCUGAUUUCCAGACUUAAUACUCUUCAUUUGACGACUAGAAGAAGGACUUUAAUGACAAAUUGAAUAACAAUCUGUUAGCAGUUCAAAAUUGUAAGGAUGGCACAGUCUUUGAUGCAAAACCAGCAGACUAUGUCCCAUUAAAGGCAGCUUUUGAUAAAUUCAACAAUUUCAAAUCAAACUCAGGUUGUGUUGAAUUGGCAGUUUCCAAAUGUGCAGAUGGAUUAUUACCAAUGAGAUCUGCUUCAGACACUGGAUCAACAUUUAACCAGAAAUGCUGGCAUCCUUCGUAUUUAGCAUCAUCCACACCUUCUUGUGCUGAUUAGAGUGGUUUGGCUGAAACUGCUGUUUUGAAGACACAAUACAAUAAAUAAACUUCAAUGUGGUCAAAUUCUGUCACUAAAGAAUAGAAUGUCUUAACUUUAAAUGCUGAUGUCUCUAAGACAUUUGAAGAUUAUAUGGGUAAAAUUAACACUUUUAUUGCUGAUGCCGAUACUAUUAUGUAACACUUAGAUGAAUUGUUAAAUGGAGUUGAUUGUUCAUUUUUGAAGUAAUCAUUCAAUAAUGUGUUAGAUGGUCUAUGUGUUGUGUUCAUUCCAGGAAUAUCCAGAACAACUAUUUUAAUAAUCAUUAUCGGUGUUUCCAUGUUUUUCGGAUCAUUGGCAAAUUGCUGUGUUGGAUUGAGAGCCUAUAGAAUUUAGAAUUAUGGUUUCAAAGAUGGAGAUCAACCAAACUCUAAGAUUGCACCAAAAGAUCCAGAAACCCAAGGAAUGACGGUCUAGUGAUAAAUAUUGAUAAUGUAUAAAAAUAACAUCAAAAUUUUAGAAUUAUUUUA
Messenger RNA from Paramecium tetraurelia, 2342 nucleotides. RefSeq lists its product as uncharacterized. The transcript has 6 exons. Gene Ontology annotation, cellular component: membrane. The record is from RefSeq and is a predicted model, not a curated record. Lineage: Eukaryota; Ciliophora; Oligohymenophorea; Peniculida; Parameciidae.